GUUCCGCCGAUACAGAGACGUCCGCCGGCGCUCAAAGCCUGAAGCAGGUGGAAAAUCCGUAUUACAACGUUCCCAUGUCACGUGGCCAUAUUCGCUUGCUUCAACUAUUGCCGCAUGAAAACGAGAACGCCGCAAUACACUGUCGGCUCUUCUCCACCGCAUUGGACUCAAAAUGUGAUGGCGCUGGCCGUUACACAAAAGGCACUCGUCCGUACGAGGCUUUAUCCUACGUGUGGGGCUCCGAGGACAAGCCUUGUUCCAUCUUUAUAAACGGGUGCAACUUGGCCGUUGGGAAAAACCUUCACGCAGCGCUGUUACAUCUUCGAGAUCACUCCAUUGAACGAACUAUAUGGAUAGAUGCCAUUUGUAUCAACCAAGAAGACGAAGAAGAAAAAGGACACCAAGUUCAAUCUAUGGCGAAGAUCUACGCUAAAGCAAGUCGUGUAAUUAUUUGGCUUGGAGAGGAGGCAGCCGGUAGCGACCAAGCGCUCGAAGAAAUACGCAUCACAGCCGAGCUAUCUACAAGACGAUUAGACAAUAAAGCUGGAAUCCUUACACUGCUUGAACGACCGUGGUUUCAGCGCAUCUGGGUGCUUCAGGAAGUUGCCGCGGCUCGCCAUAUCCUGAUCAAGUGUGGUUCUGCUGAGGUUGACGGAUCUGCAUUCUGCUUAGGCCUAGAUGCAUUGAACCUGUCCAACGAACUCCCCGCAGACCUGCGGGCUCGAAUCCUUUCGGUAACCUACCUUAUAAGGGGCGCAAUCUUCCGGUCAAAAUACGCGACCAGUCAGUCAGACAACUUUUCUCUUGACAUACGCCCUCUGGGUGAACUGAUAGAGAUGUACCACACCCGUGGAGCUACGGAUCGUCGCGAUAAAGUAUAUGCCUUACUCGGUAUGAGCUCUGAUAAUCCAACCGCAGCAGGAUUAUUCGCCGACUACGAUAUUUCGUGGAAACAACUCUUCAACAAACUCAUCCACUUCUUCUUAUCUGAAUUGGUCUCUGUAGCAGGCCUUUCGGACGAUAAGGAGAAUGCCGUCAUUGAGGGCAAGGGCUGCAUUCUUGGCGAAGUGUCCUCGGUCAAGAGAAAUGCUAUUUGGGAAGACAGACAAGAUGUGGCCAUUACUUGGAGUAAUGCCCCCAGCGAUAUUUGCGUGAAGGAAGCAUGGGGCUUUUGCUGGACCCUCCCGACCACGGUAAAAUCCGUCCAAAAAGGAGAUGUCGUCUGCCUUCUUCAAGGAGCGUCGAGACCCACGAUCCUCAGGCCAUACAACGAUCACUGGGCGGUUAUCAUGAUUGCAGUUUCCCCAGCAGGCGAUCCACAAGCUACGACCGAAGAUAUCAAGUGGUCAGAACUUUUACAAUCGAUAACAGUCUUUCCACACAAUUUUCUACUUAUCUGGGAUUGGGAUAUGGAUCCAAACAAGCAGCAAGAUAAAAACAACCACGACUACUUUGCAAGCAUUCCAGAGCAUUCAAAGACAGGGUUGGAAGGUUGUCUAAAUGCGGCGACUAGGAUACGGAAUGUCAGAUUGGUAUUACAAGAGGUGAAACAGUAUGGAGUUGCAGUGAAGAAUCUUCGGGAAGAAACGGCGGUUCUUGAGAGAGCAUUGAAGAGUAUGAGAAACCUAAAAAAGACUUGCCCAGGUCCCGAGGAUUUAGAAAAGGAAGAUGCAAAGGAAACAAUGGUGAAUCAGCUUAUUGAGGACAAGGGCCAAUGGACGCUUCUAUGCUUGGCGGCAGAAAACGCGCAUGAGACGGUCGUAAAGUUGCUUCUCGAUAGUGGCAAGGUCAACUUGCAGAGGGAGGAGCUACGGACGGCGCUGUGGCUUGUGGCGCAAAAAGACUAUAAAGCGAUCGUUAAGAUGCUUCUCGAUACUGGCAAGGUUGAUGCAGGUGCUAAGGAUGAGAAUAGACAGAUAGCGCUGCAUAUGGCGGCAGAGAAUGGGCAUGAGGCGGUUGUUAAGCUGCUUCUCGAUACUGGCAAGGUUGACGCAGGUGCUAAGGACCGGGGUAAACGGACAGCGCUGCAUAAGGCGGCAGAGAAUGGGCAUGAGGCGGUUGUUAAGCUGCUUCUCGAUACUGGCAAGGUUGACGCAGAGACAGCGCUGCAUAAGGCGGCAGAGAAUGGGCAUGAGGCGGUUGUUAAGCUGCUUCUCGAUACUGGCAAGGUUG
This is a messenger RNA of Neurospora tetraspora, 2172 nucleotides long. Its product is annotated as heterokaryon incompatibility protein-domain-containing protein. Gene Ontology annotation, molecular function: protein binding. The transcript is spliced from 4 exons. NCBI's taxonomy places the organism in Eukaryota, Fungi, Ascomycota, Sordariomycetes, Sordariales, Sordariaceae. The annotation marks the transcript as partial. The record is from RefSeq and is a predicted model, not a curated record.